AUGGGAGCUGUGACUUCCACUCAAGUAGCAACAACUUUCUUUGAUAGCCAAAAAGAAACUCCAUCUCCAAUUCAGCUUGAGUUUAAUCAUGAAGUCUCUAAAAGAGUAACAGAUGAAGGUGUCAAGCUUAUGCCUGGUGGUGAUGCAAUGAGACCAAAUGACUGUCCAAAACAUCAAAUAGGAGAUGGUAAAGGUGUAGCAGGCAAGCUGCGGAUUGUUGAUGGUGGGGAGACUUCUUCUAAGGAACACACUCUAUUUGGGCCAAAUUCUUUUUUGAGCAGGAGUGAAGCUUUAAGUGGUUCACAAAAGUCGGCGAUUUUAACACCUCUCAUUGACCAGACACCUUUACUUCAGACACCUUUACCUCAGACACCUUCACCCAAAACAAUUCCUCCCCAAAUACCAUUGCCUAACUUACCAGUACUAAGUGAAUGUCCUAUGCACAAAGAUCAGGAUCUUAAACCUACAUCAUCUGUAUCACAAGUUUUUCCUAUCAAAGAUAAUUCUUUUGAAAAAAUAGAAAGAGUGAAACCUUUGAUUGAGGUGAAACAGGAUGCCUCGCCUAUCAUAGAAGUUGGAAAAACGGUUUCUCCCCCUAAAGAAAUGAGUCAAAAACUUGCCUUAUCAUCUAUUCCUAGCGAAUGCCCAAUGGGUCAUGGUAAUAAUCUUAAUCUGCCUAGCGAGUGUCCAAUGAGUCGACAGGAGCCAAGUGGCUUAUUGACUUUAGAAGGAUACAACAAAGAUAACAUGGUAAGUAAAGUUAGAAUCCAUAUUUAAGCAGUGCAAAAGGUUGUUCAUUUUUUAUUAAGGAUGUACUGUCAUGUGUAGAAUAAACAUGGGCCAUGGAGUCUGAAGGGAAUCUAUUUCAUCUAUCUAGAUAGGGCUUUUAAAGAGUUAUUUUACUUCAAUAUCAAACAAGUCUUACAGAUUAUAUCUCUCAUGUGAUAAACACUUUUUCCAGUUCUCUUUAUGUUCUUAGUUGUACAUUUGUAGAUUUGUUUAAAUUGGCCUAACCAUGAACCUAUCUGAAUACCGGUGUGUUGUAUUAAAUACUUUUAAAACUUCACUUUACUUACUUAUGUCAUUUACUUUUACUCCGUCUCGGACAUAGGCCACAUACAAGAAGCUUCCAUUCAUCUCAGUCCUGUGCUUUUUUUCCCAAUUGUUUCCAGGUGUAUCUAAUACUUUGUGUAUCUACCUCUAGCUCGCGUCUUCUUGUAUUUUUAGGCUUUCCUCUCUUUCUUUUUGCCUGUGGAUUCCAUUAGAAAUCGUCUGGUGAUGUUAUCUGGGGGUUUACAAAGUUUGCUCUAUCCACCUCCGUCUAUUCCUUAUGAUAUCUUCAGCAAUAGGCUCCUGUUGUGUCCUUUCCUGCAAGUCUUUGUUGGUGAUGUUUGGCCCUUUGAUGUUCAGAAUCUUUCAAAGGCAUGUGUUUAUGAAGGUCUGUACUUUCUGCGUGAUGCUGGCUGUUCUUCUCCAAGUUUCAGUUGCAUAGAGUAGGACUGUUUUGACAUUUAUUUUCCGAAUUCUGACUUUGGUUUGCAGAGUCAGCUUCUUUGAUUCCCAUAUUUUCUUUAAUAGCACAAAUGCUGACCUAUCGUUUCCAGUUAUAGCCCUGACAUCUGCUUCGGAUCCACCAUUUAUGUCAAUGGUGCUGCCAAAGUAUGUGAAGGCCUCCACUUCUUCCAGUGCAUUUCCUAUCAGAAAAAUAUGCUCUUUGUUUUUUCUAGGUUUACCUUCAUGAUCUUUGUCUUGCUUUUAUUCAUAAUGAGUACCAGCUUUGCUGAAAUGGUCUCUAUGUCUGUCUUUUUCUGCAUUUGUUGCUGGUUGUGGGACAGGAGUGCAAUGUCAUCUGCAAAGUCUAGGUCAUUCAGUUCCCAGGGUAUUCACUGUAUUCAGCUCCUAUUUUUGUUUGUUGAUUUUUUUCAUUAUUCAAUCAAUGGCAAGAAUGAAUAGAAAGAGGGACAAGAGACAUCCUUGUCUGACUCCUAUUUUCACUUAAAAAGUAUCUGUGAGUCUACUUAUGUGUACCACCCUGCAUGGAUUUCUUUAUAAGAACUCUGGAUAAUCCUGGUACCCCAUGAUGCCUUCCCUAUUUUGAGCUGCUUGGUAGCCAGGGCUAUUUCUUCCUUAUUUGGGGCAGUCUCUUCAGUUUGUAAAGCUUCAUUUGUUGGUUGUAUAUCUUGUGUGUCUGUGGGUGGAGGUCUGUCUAAUAAUUUCUUUAAGUAUUCCACCUUUUUGUGUUUUCCUUUUCGUGGCAUUAUUGGUCUACCCUCAUGGUCUUUAACCGGUCUCUAUGGCUUCUUGUAUCCUUCUGAGAUUUUUCUUUUUAUGUUCCCCUUUAUGGCUGCUUCUUCUGCUGUUUCAUUUUGCUCUGUUUGAAUAAGUUAUUUCAUGAUAAAUUGGGACUUUAUAAGAUCUCAACUAUUCAUUUCAGAUGCCUCCACCUAAUCAGCGACCAGCACCUGAUCAGCCAUUCCCAUUGCCCACUGAGAGAGUUGUCUCUUCCAUACCUAAAGCAGGAACAGAAGAACACUGGGUAUAUCCAUCACCUCAAAUGUUUUGGAAUGCCAUGUUGAGAAAAGGUAGUGAGUGCUCUGUUGAUUUUUAAUUUAAAAAAGACAAAAGAAAGAAAUAAUUCUUUAUGCAAAAGGGUUAUUAUAAAAAGAAAAAAAACACAAAAGAUAUUAUUUUAUAUGCAAAAUUGUCUGCAUUUCCUUACUUGAUAUAAAAGUGUUUUUAAUGCAUGCGGUUUAAAUUAUAAAUACUUUUGAAGAUGUCUGUCCCAAAUUGUUAAGCCUGCAUAUUAGAGUUUAUACUUCAUAAUAACAAUUAUCAGUCAAAUACUACAUUGCCUCUUUAUCAUACAUUUGGCUGAUUCAAAGAAUUUUUAUUAGUUUUAAUUUCUUUUUACGUAGUCCAUGAUUUUUAAAUGUUCAAUAACUGAAUUAUUUUUAACCUACAGGAUGGCGUUGGAAAGAUGAUGAAGUCUCUCAAAAUGAUAUGGAAAAUAUUAUAAAUAUCCAUAAUGCUAAUAAUGAGCUUGCUUGGAGAGAAGUUCUUAAAUGGGAAGCUCUUCAUGCAGAGUAAGUUAUACUUUGUCUCUGCUGUAAUGUUUUGUUAAAUAAUUGAUCUGUCAUUAAAUGGACACAACUUAGCAGGCUGCUCCAACUAAUUUAUUUUAGUUGACAGUGACAGUGCAAUGCUUAACUCAAGACUUCGGUUACCGUAAAUUUGUUUGAAAGAAAUUUGUUGACUGAAAAUUGAUGACGGAAGUUUGAUCGAACUGAAAUUUGAUCCAACUGAAGUUUGGUAGAUUUUUUUUCAGUUCACACGAUCUAAUUUUGCGUCACAUUUCUUUUUGAACACAUUAUUUUGUGUUACUAAAUGGUAUAGUGCGUUCCAAAAGAAAUUUGACUAAAAUUUAUUAGUGUGAACUUGAAGAAAAAAAAUUCUACCAAACUUACGUUCAAUCAAUUUUCCGUCAACGAAAUUUCUUUCAAACAAAUUUCCGGACACGCAAGCUGCUGUAGUUUGAAAUUGGUAAACCUCAAUUCUAGUAAGCUUUUGAUAGGCAUAAAUUUUAAAGCAAUCAAUUCUGCCAUUAUAGAUUUCAUAUCUUCUUUCUUUUAAGUGAAUGCCGAGAGCCUAAACUAAAAAGAUUUGCUGGUUUUGCUACAAAAUAUUCUCCAAGAGCAAGACUCCGAUCAUGGAUGGGGUAAGUAAACCUUCAUCAUGAGAUGCUUGUUAAUAAUUUUCAUAUUAUUUUUGUCUCAUUAGAUAAAACCUACCAGAGUGAUGAAAUUUUUUUAUGAUUAAAAUAACUAAACAGAAAUGUAAAAAUGUGUAAAUAUACUUUAUUAAAUCUUAAUGUACUCACUGUACAAGAACUGCAGUGUUUUUGUUAAUUAACCACACUUGGCAGUGUGGUAAUUUGUCUGCCCUAUAACCAGGGAUUACUAGCUAAAUGAAUGAACAUUCGUUCUUUGUGUAAAAUGAGUAAAACAGAGUAGGGUUAAACCUGAAAAAAUAAACGCAACAAAACAGCGAACGUGUCAGCGAACAAAACAACAGAAAAAACGGUAUAAAAAUUAGAAAUAGCACGUAGCUGGUAAGUAGUAUCUGUGGGCAGCAAUAGAGUGUCGAAUGUACAACCGUGUUGUCCAAAUGUUCUGUCCAGGUGUGUUCCAGUCUCUCCCCUUAUUACCCCUUUCUUUGCGUAAUGCAUUUUAAGAAAUGUUUAAAUAUUCUCUACUUUGUAGUGGUUUAAAUGGGUCUUUAGUUUUAUUUUCAUUUUUUUUUUUGUGUGUGCAUCAACUCUUGCUAUCACAUAUAAUGUUUGUAUAUUAUUAAUUAUAUGUUUUAUUUUUAAAGGUAUGAACUUCCAUUUGAUCGCCAUGACUGGGUAGUUGAUCGCAAUGGUAAAGAAAUCCGCUAUAUUAUAGACUAUUAUGAUGGAGGAAAAAUAAGCAAAAAUUAUGAAUUUGCAUUGCUGGAUGUUCGACCAGCACUAGACUCAUUUGAGGCCUUCAAGGAUCGUAUGAGAGUAGCAGUUUGGAGAUGGACAGCAGCAAGAAAUGAAUUGGAUCUACAGCAGUCUGGUGAAACUCCAGAUAACAUUAAAUCGGCUGAUCCGCUCAACUUUAGGAACAUUUCUGAGGGUGCCAAGGAAAAAGAACAGAAGCCCUCUCGAUUUAUGUCACGCAGUCUCAGCGAUGUUCAAAGUGCCCAAGACAAGAAGAAUUCUGUCAGCUGAGAAGUGUGGGAUAAUUAGAGAGGAUCGGUCCCAAUAUCUGGAUGAGAGAAAUUAUCGCAGGUUGCAGAUGCGUUCAAGAAUUAAGCUUACUCAAAAUUUACACAUUUUUAUUUUUUUUAGUAUCAAUGUGAGAUGUUCAACUGGAAUAUAAACAAUUGACAAGAUGGUUUUUUGGGGCUUUUUUUGGUUUUUUUUUUUAUUGGAUUCUUGUUUUCUUAAAGAAUUGCACUGCUCUAACACCAAAACAUAUGUAUAAUUACCCAAUAGCAGAUUUUUAUAUUUAUAAGUAUUUAUUGUUUCAAAAGCAUUUUAAAAAAUUUUCAUAAUGCACAAGAUAAUUUAUAAAAAUCAGGACUUUGGAGUUGAAUUCAGAGCAGGGGCUUUUUUUUUUCCACCAGACCUACUAUCCUCAUGAUGCCGCCAACCCGCCCCCCUCCCUUUCCAGACCUAGAGCACCAUCUCCUCAGUUAACCUGUAUGCUUCACUCCUAGUCCCACCUACCGACACUCUUUUCCCACUCUCCCGACACUCUUUUCCCACUCUCCCCUUCACCUCCUCACCCUUGCCCUGUACCUGCUGCUUUGUACCAUUACUCAAGAUACUGUCCUCAUCACCACACUUCAUUCCUUGAACUAGGUCCCUGUCCUAACCCUCCCAUACUAUCCAAUAAAGCCCUGAGUGGGGUCAGAGCUCCAGAAAAUUACUACUCCAAAAGCCUGAUAAUAUUCAUAACGGCAUAUAAUUACAAUGAUACAUUUUUCAUAUAACCCAAGCUAAUUACAUGUGUUUCUUUACAGCUGAACCUAGAAAACUGCAUCUUGUGAUUAUCUCUGGAAAAGACUGGUUGUACAUUUAAAUUAUGUUUACCGGUAUUAAUUGAGCUUUGAUGCUAUCAAGUCCAUUCAUAUUAAACAAUUGUUGGACAUUGAAUGCACAUCUAUGUUUGUGAUAACAUCUGAAAUUAAGUGAACUUGAUGCAUAAGAUAAGAGUAAUCAAUAAACAAGUUUCAAAAUGCAAAGCUUUUGUGUG
Lymnaea stagnalis (great pond snail) is the source of this 5783-nucleotide messenger RNA. NCBI's taxonomy places the organism in Eukaryota, Metazoa, Mollusca, Gastropoda, Lymnaeidae. The record is from the annotation of a GenBank genome assembly.